AUGUAUCCAAAUGAAAAUUAUGUGAACGAUAUAAAAUACACUAUACAACUAAAUCGUGUUUUUUGCCGUCUAUUAGGUAUCUGGCCAGAGGCAGAAUCUUCGUUUCUCGAACAUUUAAAAAGGAUCUUGCUGAUAUCAGGCUGCUACUUUUUCCUCGGUUGCGAGUUAAUCCCGACAAUCUUGUAUAUAGUAUUUGUAGAAAAACGAACCCGCAUCAGAUUGAAACUUAUUUCGUCUGUAAUGUUCACGAUACUGGCGGUCCUCAAGUACAGCAGUCUAGUGCUCAGCAAAAACCAAGUGAGAAACUGUCUAGCGCGAAUGAAGGACGAUUGGCGAAAUGUAAUAAGUACCAGUGCUCGUAAUUCCAUGAUUGAUAAGGCUAGGACUGCAAGACGUUUGCUCAUUCUGUGCGGCAUAUUCAUGUACAUAUCCGGUUUAUAUUUUCGUACAAUUGUGCCGUUAAGCAAGGGAAAAAUCAUCACCAAUCAGAACAUCACAAUUAGGCAUUUGCCAUGCCCGAGUUAUUUUGUUCUAUUUAACGGGCAAAUCAGCCCCGCGUACGAAAUCAUGUUCUUUAUACAGUUCUUCUCCGGAUUCAUCAAGUAUACCAUCACGGUGGUGAUUUGCAGCCUUGCCGCUCUCUUCGUUAUGCAUACAUGUGGGCAGCUUGAAAUAUUGAUGACGUUAAUAAACAGCCUGAUAAACGAAACUGAGGAGAAUAAUUUAGAUAAAAAGCUGGCCUUGACAGUGGAACAUCAGAUAAAGAUGCGAAAUUUCUUACGAUUGGUGCAAAGCACUUUGCAAUAUACGAGCUUAUUAGAAGUGAUGGGAUGUACGAUAAUUGUAUGUCUUCUAGGACAUGAUGUCAUCACGGGAGAGAAAUUAGCAUUAACAGUAUGUACGUUGGCUUGGUACCGUCUUCCGAAUGCGAAAGCACGAGCACUGAUAUUAAUUAUAGCCACAUCGAUUGUCCCGGCAAAACUUAAAGCUGGAAAGUUCUUCGAUCUUUCCAUCAGAACUUUCGGUGAUGUCGUUAAAACGGCUGUGACAUAUCUUAAUUUUAUUCGAAAAAUGAUGGAAUAA
Messenger RNA from Mycetomoellerius zeteki, 1083 nucleotides. RefSeq lists its product as uncharacterized. The record is from RefSeq and is a predicted model, not a curated record. The transcript is spliced from 4 exons. Lineage: Eukaryota; Metazoa; Arthropoda; Insecta; Hymenoptera; Formicidae. Gene Ontology annotation, cellular component: plasma membrane. Bases 1 to 1083 code for a protein of 360 amino acids. Gene Ontology annotation, molecular function: odorant binding; olfactory receptor activity. Gene Ontology annotation, biological process: detection of chemical stimulus involved in sensory perception of smell; sensory perception of smell.